This is a messenger RNA of Chilo suppressalis (striped riceborer), 3214 nucleotides long. The record is from the annotation of a GenBank genome assembly. Lineage: Eukaryota; Metazoa; Arthropoda; Insecta; Lepidoptera; Crambidae.
AAUAGAGCCGCGCACGUUCCGUGUCGGUUGAAUUGUAUCACGAGAUUCAAUUUGUUACGCGUUUUAAAUUUUAUCGGAGUAAAGUCUGUUUAAACGAAACAAGAUCAUUACGAACAUUUUAUGAAAAAAUAAUAAAGCAACUGGUGUCGCUAGCUAGCGUGUAGAAAGAAAAGUGCGUGUUCUUCGCUAGUGCAAGAAGUACCUUAUUACUUAUAAUAUUAUGUCAUAACAACACUGUUUUUUUUUCAUAAAUUGGUAAACAUUCAUUUAAUAGCCAAAUGUUUCGAAGGUUGAAUUUCAAUUUUAUAUGCUUUGCAUUCGGUUUUGGUUGUAUUUUCGUGCUUCUUGGAAGUAAAUAUACAAAUGAUAUAAGUUUCCAUACAUCUUCUAAGAAUAAAAUGGAAGACAGUGAAAAUGUUCAAGUGAAACUUAAACGGACACAUGAUAACUUUGAUAUAGAGACAAUGUUAAAUAAAACCCGUACUAAAAUUAAGUCUGAAUUAGCAGAUUACAGUUUCAUUAAUUCUGGUGUUAGUGAUUUAGAAGAUUUACUAAUGGAAUUUGGUGGAACUCCGUUAAGAAGUCUAGUUAUGACUACAUGGCGAUCAGGAUCAACUUUCUUUGGUGAACUUUUAGAUUCCAUGCCCGGAAAUUAUUAUCAUUAUGAGCCCUUCUUUUGGUAUGGAAUCAAGCAAAUUAGGGGUCCACCGGAUUCAUUUAAAGCUUUAAAAUACAUGGAGAAACUAAUGAAAUGCGAUUAUGAAGGAUUGGAUGAAUAUUUUGAUUUUGGAAAAAAACAUGAAUUUCCCGUCAGCCAUACGUCAAAAUUGUGGGAACAUUGUAAGACAAAGAAGGAAUUAUGUUUCGAUCCUGAAUUCACGUCGAAGAUUUGCAAGCUAUUCCCUUUCCAAAGCAUGAAAGUGGUUCGAGUCAGAUUGAAAUUGAUUAAGCAAUUGUUGGACGAUAAAGAGCUCAAUCUGAAAGUGAUAUUGUUAGUCCGUGAUCCCCGUGGCGUGAUGCAGUCCAGGCAGCACAGGUCGUUCUGCCAGCCUGCCCCGGACUGCUGGUGGCCAGAGCUGGUGUGUGCCGAUAUGGUCAGCGACCACGUGGCCGCGAGCAGGUUGAUGCAAGACUACCCCAACAGAAUAAUGACUCUCAGAUAUGAAGAGCUGGCGCUUGAUCCUAGUAAAACCGCAUAUGAAGUCCUGAAAUUCUUGAGACUGGACGUCACAAAAUCCGUCAAAGAGUUCUUGCGCACGCACACCAGCGUCAACGUGGCUGGCUUCGACUCUACUUUCAGAAUAUCCCGCGAUAUCCCAUUCAAAUGGAGGACAAGUCUGUAUUUUGACUACGUGGAUGAAGUACAGACGGCGUGUAAGGAAGCUAUGAGCUUGUGGGGAUACAAAAUGGCCUACAAUGCGACACAUAUGGCAAGCAAGGAUUUUUAUCCUAUGGAGUCAUACACAAUUACGAAUAGAUUCGACAACCAAAUACCUUCCUAAUAGGGAUGAUGACUUACUUUUUUUCUUCAUCUAUCAGCUAGAUUAUCAAAAAAAUAUGGAAACGUAUUUUUUCUUUUUUCACAUAAUCAAUACCUUCCAGUGAUAUAUUGAUUCGAAAUGUCGUAUGACGUCACUACUUGCUAAAUUUUUACAUAAAAGUGACGUCAGGAGAGGGGUCUCCCAAAGUUUGAUGGUUUAUUUUGGUCCAUUUUUCGAGUGAUUGACAAAAGAAAUAAAAAAAGCGGCCAAGUGCGAGUCGGACUCGCCCAUGAAGGGUUCCGUAGCAGCAAGUAACAUAAUAAAAAAGUUCUUGUUAGGGUUAGAAAAUAAUGGUUCAAGGUUUAUGCAUAAGGUUUAUGUUAAUGAAAUUAAAUUUAAUGGUAUAUUUGAGUUGACUGUAUGAAAGGUAAAUUGCAGUUUACGAUUUAUGACGUAUUAAAAAAAACUAUUUACUAGAUCUCGUCCAAACAAAUUUUCGGUAAAAGUUUGCAUGGUAAUGUACAUUAUAUAUUUUUUUUAGUUUUAUCAUUCUCUUAUUUUAGAAGUUACAGCACAAAUUUUACCACUUUGGUAGUGUCUCAAACUAUUCAGUUAAGAAAACAAUUAUGUUCGGAACCUCAGUACCAAGUUUCAACAGUAUAGUUCUUAUAGUUUCGGUAAAAAGUGGUUGUACACACGGACAGACAGACAUGACGAAUCCAUAAGGGUUCCUUUUUUGCCAUAUGGAUACGGCACCCUAAGUAAGUUUCCAUUAUUUUUGGAUAAUCUAACCGACAGACUCAAUAUAAAUUCAUUCAAUGUACCCUGACAUCAUUUCUAUUAAAUAUAGUAGAUUUAAUUAAUUACAUAUUGUGUAUAUUGUUUCUACAUGCAUUACAACCGAUAGUAGUAUUCUACUUACUACUAAUAUUACAAUUGUAAAAGUUUGUAUAUUUAUUUAUUACUAAAUCACACAAAACAACUGAACGGCUUUGGAUGAUUUUUUUUACAAACAUAGUUUAUUAUCUGGUUUGAGAUUUCAUCUCAGAAAAAUAUUGUUCCUGUGGGAUUCUCAAAAAAAAAAAUAACCUGGACGAAGGAGCGGGCAGAAGCUAGUAAAUAUUGAAAUUUUGGUGGCUAUCAAAUAAAAAAUAGUGAAUCUAUUAUAAUGGCGCGAUUACAUUUGGUCGUUAGCCCGAAUACGAGUGGAAUUCGGGUAAACGACUAAGUGUAAAGGAACGGAGUCGAGUACGCCCGUAUCCGGGUAGAUUUCCUUUUGUUUACCCGACACCGUAUUCCAGCCCGUAUUCCAAUGUAACCGGUGUUCCGGGCACCCGAAUACGGGCUGAUGACCAAAUGUAAUUGCGGCAUAAGUUCAGAUUUUAUCAGUAAUAAUGUUUAUUAUAUUUUUUAUUUUAAGCAUUUAAAUGCUAGAUGUAUAAAUCUUAGAAAAAAAGUACUACAAAAAAUGCACUUGGUCCUGGUUUCAGACGGGAUUCGAACCCGCACCUUUCGCUAACCGGGCGAAAUGACGGAGUGGAAUUGUUUUUAGUUAAAUUUUCUUUGAUUAUUAUGUUUUCUAAAAUUGUUGUUAAUAGUUAAAUAGUUAGUAAAUAAUAAGUACUUGUUAAAAUUUCUUUUGUAAAAAUUAAAGUUUAAUUUAUAAUACCGAAUCAUAUUUUUUAUUGCAAAGCACAUCGCACACACAGCUUACUUCUUUUAGAUCUAGAAGU